CUUCCGGUGUCAUGGCUCCCCGGCCUGAUCUCAGAGCUGCGAGUCCCUCAGUUCGCCAGCCCGCCUUCUGGGACUUAUUCCAGCUGCGGACUACGUGGGAAGGACUCGGGGACACCGGGAAGCCGCGCAAUGGUGAUGGUGCGGGACGGAAGCCGGGGAAGGGAUGGGGUCGGGCUGAGGUCUGAGAGGAGGCGGCCGGAACCGGCUCUGGGAGCCGCAGCCUCCCGCCGAGCUCCGGACCCCGAGGUCCUCCGGGCUCUGGGGCUUUUGCCACUGUUCCCUCGGCGGGGUCCGGGUCACCGCCGUGUCCCGUGAGUCGGUCCCCACCGUGACACUGCCCGCCCACGGUGCCGUCCGGUGUGGCCCAGCAGCGCCUCAGCGGUGUGGGGAGAGCAGGAAUGAACUCAGGAAUUUGGCUCUGAGCUACCUGUCACCCGGUUCUUUUUUAAUUUUUGAGCUCUGAAGUUUCUCAGUUGCGCAGCCUAGGGAAGGCUUAAGAUGUUGUGUCCCACUCCUUCACCGCUGAGAAAACACGCAUGUGACUUUUGUCAGGGGAAGUUCGGGGUUUUCUAGUCACUAUGAUUUACUGAGAUUUAGUCGCUGGAAAGAGGAAAGAUCAGUGAGGUUGGUGGUGCACAGCUUUCAUCCCCGCUGCUUGACAGCCUGAGACAGGAACCUUGCAACCUCAGGCUCAGCCUGCACAGUGCAGGAAAGCCCUGUUUUAAUACUGAGUAAAUGAACUUUCUUCCAGGCUAGCAUGCGUGAGGUUGUGAGUUAAACCUGUAGUACAAAAAAAAAAAAAAAAAAAAAAAAAAAAAAAAAAAACCGAACUCUGAUUCACAUAAAUCUUACAAUUUUGUAAGUUACUUGCUUCUCUCACUAGUACAGUACCUGCUCACGAUGGUGGGCAGCAGUCACGGGUCAGUGCUCUGUCAGCAACUGGACACUCCAGGUGACUUACCAGUGAAUACCAUACCAUGCAUUGUAUUCCAUAAUGUUCGUGAGAUAUUUAGUAUUUUAUUACGAAUUUAUGUACAUGUAUGUAAAUUUCCCCAAAUACAGAUCAAAGGAUGUGCUUUGAGUAGCUGGAUACAAGCUUGACAAUGUAGUUUAAUUAACUGAUUGUAUUGUAUGCAUUUUCGUUACAUUUUCUUUUCAUCUUCCUUUGGGUUGAUCACAAUAUUUUGCUUUGAAAACUCAAGCAACAUCUAUAGAUUUAUUUGUUGAACUCUGUGUAAAAUCAUUUGUAGAGCAUGACAUUCAUCAGAUGGGUUUAUCUUCACAUAAAAUGUAUUGUUUUUCUGUGAUGCCUUUGAAAACUCUUUGUUGGCUAUUUGGAAAGGCUUUAUCUUACUGAACAUUUUUCAUCACACUUGUUCAGUGUUCUAGAAACCUCGCUUGCAUUUUGGUCUUUCGCCAUAUUUGGAAAAUUGGGAUAAUUUCUAUAACUAUGCUGAUAAUUCUUCUAACUUUUCUUUACCUCUGAUUCGCGCUGAUUGGUCUUCUCAGUGUUGCCUGGUAGCUGCUGGAUUGUUUUUACUUGUUCUUUCAUAUUUUAGUGGCUUCCUUGAGACUUUCUUCUUAAUUUGCUGUUUUCUCCUCUGAUGCUGACAUUAAGUUAUUUCGUUCAGUUUAACACGAGCGUGGAAAAGCUCCCCAUAAUCACGCUGCUGGGGAGCAGGUUCUUCCUUCUAGUUCAUCUCUCAGACUUCAUCUAACUCCCGCCAGCCUUGGCUCAGAUGUGUUUCAGAUGCUCUUUGCGGCUUCACGGUGACAUCACCAAGCAGUGUUACUGGUCAAAACUCUUCAGAAUUUUGAAGCAGUUGCCAAUUGAGAGUAUUAGAGUAUUUUUAAUAUGCUGAUAAGAUUGUCGUUUCUUCCCCCCCAAGCUGUUACCAAAAGGACUGUAGAGAAGCUUGUAUUUCGGCCAUUUCCCUCGCUGAGUCCUCAGAUUCUGAUUUCCAGUUGAUGCUAGGCGUUUUGUAGGAGUUAAUUUUGAUGCCUGAACUGAACCAGCUGUGGCAGGACUUGGGUCUCUAUCAGCUGUGGUGUCUUUGUUCCUACAUGGCCACUGCUGAAGCUACAAGCUUGGUCCUUCCUGGCCCUCAGGCUGAGGAUGUGCCAGCGUCCAGGACCUCAUUAGUCUGUGCUAUCCCAGGAAGGUGAUUUCAACAUAGCCAGAGUUGUAACUUAGGUCAUCAGGGCCUGCAGCCACGCUUCUCUGCAAAAUGUACAGUGACAUCACAGGUGGCAGAAAGAUUUCUGACUCAUCUGUGUGGACCUGUGACAUUCUGGGUGUCCUGUGAUUUUUCUCCCACAAUAGCCUUGGUGUGGUGGUUUGGAUCUCAAAUGUCCCCCAGAUGUCUCUUACGUGUUUUGAUUGUGGGGCCACACGCUCAGCAGUGCACUCAUCCAUUGAUGUGCUCAGCAGAGUGUGCUGUGAGGAUCUGGGCCUGGAUGGAAGUGGGCCACUCGCGUGUGACGGGGAAAAGUGUGUCCUGGCCUCCUCCUUCUCCCUCUUCUCUCUGCUUCCUGGCACCUUCCUUCCAUCAUGCUUUUGUCAUUCUCUGUCUGCCUUAUUCCCAGCUCAUCCUGGACAGAAAUUGUGAGCCAUAAAGUCUUCUGCUUUAUUUUGUGGGUAUGGGGUAUUUUGUCCCGGUAACAGGAAAUUGGGGGAGACACCCCUGUUGCUAAGUUUAAUCCAUGUUUGCAGUAGAGUCUCAGACCCACAAGUCGUGUCUUCGGUCCUGGUCUUCAUUGUGAUGACACUAGAGGCCUGUACUCUUACUACUUUUUCACGUGGUAAGUCAUUUUUGGUGUUAAUAAUAUGUGAGAAAAUCUGAAAAAAUAUUUACCAUUGCUGGUAAUGAGUCUCAGUGGUUAAGUGGCCUUCAAGCUAAAUUUCACGGUUAAAUUCACAACUUUGAAAACAGUAAGAAGAAAAGGAAGUCUCCCCUAGUGUGUUAGAACGCUGAGACAUGGGAGGAGAAACUACUGGUUUUUGAAGAAGAAAUGCAGUAAUCCUCCAAAUGACAGCUCUCUAAAGGGCUGCACGUUCCCAGCAGCGACGCUCUGUUUGAACUGUACCUUCCUCGUGCACAUAUCCUUUGUGCGUGCAUGGAAGAGACCCGGUGUUACGUGAUCCGUACGGUCUUGAGUAGUUUGUAGAGACUGUUUACAUGAUGAAAUGCUUACUGAGUAGCUCUUCAUAAAGGAGUACGGCUGUGGGGCUCAAGCACCAUGUGUGGUCCGCCUGCAUUUAAACGUUAUGUAUAAACAGGUUUAGGUCCGGGUGGAGUACAGAAGGGGGUAGGACGUGGGAUGGGAGGAGACGGCGGAGUGUGCAAUUUCAAAUGCACUUAAAGUAGAAAAGAGUUACGUCUGAAGCUGCACUAUUUUAGUAUGACAGUAAACCAAGUCCAGUAUCAGAGAUGUCAAAACAAGAGAUUUUAGAAAUGUUAGAUUAGUAAACCUUCUGUGAAUCUGUUACCUAAGUAUACGUGAGGCGAAAUUGGAAUUGACAGGAUUGUGGCUGGGUUUGUUGUGGGUUUAAAUAAUUCGGGGAGGGGCUGGAGAUUAGCUCAGCGGCAUACGCGCCUACCUGGCAAGUGCAGGACAUGAGCUUGAUCCCAGUACCAAAGGAAAAGAAAUGAGUAAUUAGGGUGAUAGCACUGCCUGCCACUGCACGAGUCUUUCGCCUUGAAUCUGGGACGUUGACUCUCAGCUGCGUCCGCUGUUAGAAACACUUCAUGGCGGCGGCAGCAGCAGCAGUGUCAAGAUGAAGUCUCGAUGGGGAUCUCACUGCGUCUCACAUGCGGAGUCCCUCCCCUGCCAUCCUGCUUCAGCCCUGGCGGGGAUGUGAUCAUCGGGCCCUGCUCUGGUGGGAGUCUUUAAAUCACUUCUGCUUGCCGAGUCCACAAGGCUUAAGUUAAAUGCUAUCAGCUGUUCACUGCUGUUUAUAUCCAGGAUGUAAUAGCUUCCACUUGAGAAUGUUUUACAGCCAGUUAGAAAGAAAUCCUGGAAUUCUUCUGGUGGUCGAUAUCUGCACCUUUUAGAUUAGUUGUACAGUACAGUUUUUUUAAGUGAAAUUUUCCCGUUUCCGCAACUGGGAUCUUAAAACUGUCAUAUCCUUUUUUUUUUUUUUUUUUUUUUUAAAUUUUGAUCUUUUUCCUUUUUAUCGGUAUUGGGGAUCAAACUCACGACUGCCUGCUUUCAAGGCAGGUGCUUAUACCGCUGAGCUAAAUCCCCAGUUCCCAAAACUGUCAUAUCCUUUUGAUCAUCUGUCUUUAGUAUAAGUCUGUGUGAGACAGUUGUCUUCAUGUGUGUUCACCGCUCUCGGUGCCACCCUGGACACUUUUGUUUCCUGGCUGCAGGGCAGAGCUCUCAUCCCACUGCUCAGGCUGUGUCGCUUCCACCGCUGACCCGUGGGCCUUCCCAGUGCAGACCCUUGAUGCAGACUUGCAUGACACACUGUCGUGGGCUCUGGGUCCCACCUGGCCUCGGGGUGCACACUGCCGUGGGAUCCAGGCUCAGCUGGAUUCUUUGGGUCUUGAGUGUGUGAAAAUAUCUCCCACUGUCUUUUGCCUUUGACCCUGAGUGAGUAGAUAAAAUGAGCUUAUAAAAUAUUUACGGUUUAAAUCCAUUCCCUGGUAAGUCUUGAAUACAGUGAUACUUUUUAACACCAGACAGUGGACAGCUUUGGCUGGGGAAUCAGUAGUCAUAGUUCUUAGUAGCUGAACGUAAAAACUGAACAUGUGAAGCCGUGCAGAAAGACAGGAAAGGAGGCGCACAGAAACUGGCUGAAUCAAGCUUCAUUGUGGUUGCGGAUGAGGAUCUCCUAAACCUGGGAUGCAAGGAGCGCAUUUUUACCUGUAGCCUGGAAAGACAGUACAGUUACCCAAAGCUUUGCCCAAGGAGAGUGUCCUGACCUUUCUGUGUCACAGACCGAAGUCUGCCAUAGCACAGACAUUGGAGGACAUAGAACUGUAAACAGAAUCUCUGAACGAUGCUGCGCAUUAUUGACGCGUAGGCCCGCAGGUCUGCAGCUGCUGUAGACCUGAGUCCACGUAGUGCGGUGUGAAGUCAGCUGUGUGUUACAUUUUCUGACAGCAUCAGAGAAUUACAUCAUGUCAUGUCAGAUCUUGCCAGCACUUUCUAAUCUAAAUGGGUUCUUCUUAAUAUUUCGAUGUAUAUUGAUAUGCCUAACUUGCAUUAUUUACAUUUAAAGAGACCAGCAGGUUUCUUUGUGUUUAUUGUGCAUUGUUUUGAGUCUCGGUGAUUCAGAGCUAGUUCUUCAGAAUUUAGCUUUUGAUGUGAAUAGCUUAGCUGUAUCAAAUGGACAUAGUUGCAGUAAAUGUUAAGAUCAUGAGAAAUACUAAUUUUUUUCCAGUUGAUGAUCUGUUUGCCAGCAUGAUUCUGUUGUUAUUUUGCUAAAAUAUUGCAUGUUGAUUCAUGCAUCAUUUAUAAAUAGUAAGAUUCUCUCUUUUACCUCAAUGCUGAUGUUGCCAAUUUCAUUUAUUGCUGAAUAAUACCACAUGUUAAUUUAGUUCUCCUGUGACUGAAUAAUGAGACAGUGACCAAUCCUAUUUCUGGAUUUAACAUAGCGCCUAAAUAGCGCCUUCCUUCACUAACCCGGGGCUAGACCUGUGCCGCGGGUCUUUCAUCUAGGUAAGAAGUUUCAGUGAAUUUUUCUUCUGUGGAAGCCUUUAAGUAACAGUGAGUUUAAAUUGAGUUUUUUAAAGUAUGCUUCUGACAAGCUUCAAAUAAUCUGAUGAGGUUUUUCCUUGUUUAUUGUGGUGAAUUUUAUGGUAAGUUUCUCAUGCAGAUUCAUACUUCUCUUUCGUAUGUAAACUCAGCCUCCAUGAUGUAGUCCUGCGUGUACACACACAUGCACGUGUGUUAGGGUCCACUGACCCUCGAACCUGACACAGCCUAGACACCCAUUUUAUCAGUUAGCUACCUGCCAACUGGAAAAACUACUCUGUGUUGUCACCUUAUGUUUUAAUGGGUAAUGCCUUGUUGCAUAUUGAAAAUCUGCCUGCAUAGGAGUAGUGUUUCUGUAUCCCCCUUUCCUUGUAAAUACUUAACCUGUUUUGAGUUUAAUAUGAGUAAGCUGUUAACAUGUGCAGUAGGAUUUUCUGAACUUUUUUUCUUGGAUUAUGUACAUGUGAGACCGUGCCUGGCUGAGUGUAUCUUACUUUUAUGACACUCUUUAUUAGUGUUUGCUUAUAGUAUAUACCAUGAUCAUGUGGAAUUGGCAUAUAUAUUUUGCAUUUUGUUGUUUGUUUCCUUUCAGUUUUUUUGGUUGUUUGUGUGUUUGUUUGUAUCGGUGCUGGAGAUUGAACUCGCACCCUCUCUGCUGGGCAGGUGCUUGUACCAUUGAGCUGAAUCCCCAGCCAGGUAUUGCAUGUGGAGCAACAUUUCGUCUUAAGCAAUAUAUUAAUAGUUUCCAGGAAUCAUUGGAAACCUUCAGUAAGCUGAAUGUGUGGCGGGGCUUCACUGUGGUCCUGCAGUUGUUUGAUAGUUUCUUUGAUUUUCCAGCAUCCUCCUUCUUUAGUAUCUGAUUUGAAAAUUUCUGUAUGUGCAAGAAUUUAUCUAUAGGAUAAAAUUCAAUAAAUCUUAAUCCUGUUGUAUGUUUAGGUCUCUGAGUGCAUUAUGUCUUUGUUAGGCACAGUGAUUGCACCUGUAUUCACAGGAGCAGAAGGUCAGAUGACAUGACCUGCCAGGGGCACCCAGGGGCACGCUUUUAUGAACAUUUAGAAAUCCUGGGCAGUCAUAAUUAUUUUUCAUUUUCAUGCUGUUUUGCUAUUUUACCUUUCUUCUUAUAACCAUUCAGUAUGUUUUCUCAUUUUCAAUGCAUUUAAUCCUCUUUCUUUGAAUAUUGGUUGCAUAUUUUUGAAGAAGCUAAGCAUGUAUUCAUGCUGUGUAAGAGCAAUAAACAUAUUUGGCAAACUUUAGCAUUUUAGGCAAAAAUUAUUACCUAAUUCUAAAUGUCUAAAUUAAUUUCUCUAUUUGCUCUUGAAAUACUGCAUGCAUUGAUAAUGUGCUUUGUACCAAAAGCACGUGGGUGGAAUGGAACAGUAGUUCAUAGAUCAAGCACACGUUACAUGAUUAAGCUUCGGGAUUUUUUCCACCUCACAUGUAGGGAAAAAUACAUGAGGUAUACAAAGGUGGUAAGAGUUGGCUGUUUAAUCUGUAUUUUGUGAACGUUCUGAAUGUAUCUGCUGAACGGUAAGUGCAUUAGAAGAAAAAGGAAGCCUUUGUAUUUCUUUCUUUCUUUCUUUUUUUUUUUUAUGUGUGUGUGUUUUUCCUUUUUAUCGGUACUGGGGAUCGAACUCACGACUGCCUGCUUGCAAGGCAGGCGCUUAUACUGCUGAGCUAAACCUCCAGCCCCAGCCUUUGUAUUUCUGAAGUGCCAAAAUUCCCAACGUGAAUCGUCUACCUGUGUAUUGAGCUAAAUGUUUUCACAUAUACCUCUGCGCCAUUGUGCUUUCUCAUAAUUCAGUUCCAUACAACUUUAAUUUUGUGCCUGUUAUCUAGCAAAACUCGCGCAAAAUUUGCAAUGCUGACAUUGAAAUUGAAAUUCUCUCACUUUAGAUGUUUUAGAAACUGUGUUUGCAAAUGUGUAGGGCCCUUUCCCGUUCCCUACGUUUCCUAUAUAUUAGAAAGGUUAGUGUCUGAAGUGAAUAACAAUCAUAUUGAUAUAAAAUAAAUGUAAGUCAGUAUACUCUUAAGUCAUUAAGAAAAGAAAGGCUCUCAGGGAAAGCAUUUUAUAAAGCAGCCCAAUUCAAGAGCAGGUUUGCCAGAACACAGGCACGGUGUGGUGUGUAUAAUCCACUCGUCCUCCUGUCCACCAUGAGUCCAGCUGCAUGCCCCUUCCUGUUGUCAGUGUGAAUAACCCCAACUAGUUGCUGCAUUCUAGCUGGAUACAGUUCUUCACCAUGUGAAUGCUAACAGGUGUUUUCCAAAUAGAUGCUGAAAAGGCCUGUGAGGUUCAGCAAGUUGUUCAGUGGCACACAGCAAAGGUGUCCUUUGAGCUGUGCCACAGCUUAAGUUUUCACCAUUGUUUGGAUCCCAGUGGCCAAAACAGCCACACUUGGUCAGGACGAUGUCACCUGACCUCCGUGCGUCCUCUUUGGCUCCUUAGCCUUCGUGUGGCAGCUCCUGCCAGGCUCCUUGAGCUGCCCCUGCUCACGGUGCUGGGGAAUCUGCUAGUGUGGGUGCUGCCUGCCAUGAGCGCCCGCCACACACAGCCCCGCACUUACAGUCUCCCUUCCAUAUCUCUAAAAUGAUACUCCAUGUGACAGUCAAGGCUUUUCCUUGCUUAUCCAACUUAUCAAAGUUUAUCUACGUCAUCUGCCUCCUCUUCUGUGUCACAUGGUGACACAAGCUAAGCACAUGUUCUUCAGCCUUGGCCACACUCAGCUCUUCUUCGUGGUCAUAAAGUGAACUCACUGGGGACAUUUCUAUGCACUGUGUUACAUUAUGUGAACUGGCCCUGUGACAUUGAGUAGCUUGUCCUGGGGUUUUGCUAUGUUUUCAAUCCAGAUGUUCUCCCAUCACAUCAUGUGGAUAUGGUGGGAUGGUGGUGGGGUGCAUGGCUCAUGGGGUGAUCCUGGAUCAGUCCUCCCGUGGGUUUAGAGCUGGGUGUGAUGUUGGGGGCAAAGCCUGGUGGGGAGGGGGGUGUCACUGUGAGUGGUUUCGGAGGCUGUGUGUAUCAUGUCAGUCCUGCAUCGAUGGCUCACCGUUCCCAAGGCUGUGUCGUGAGCGAGCUUCCUAUGUGAAAUCCCUGUCUCAAAAGAUGCAGGCCUGGGUGUGCAGGGAGCCUGCCAACUGUGGGCAAAAUCCUCCGCUGCCUCAGGUUUAGGUGUUGAGUAUGUUGUCUCAGCAGUGAGGUAAAGUAACUAAGACAUACUGGGUUUCCGUGAGAGCCGUGAAGGCUCUCCCUUCUCGGUGGUCUGUUCAUCAUUCCCUCUGCCGAUGAAGCAGAGCCCUUCAGGGUGACUGCUGAAGCUGUGUACCUUAAAGAAGCUAGCAUGUUUGCGGCUGUAUGUGGUACAGAAAAGAUUUGUUCAUUCAGGUUUCCUUUCAUUAUCAAUGUCUGUUUAAUUUGCAAAAUGUGGUGAUCAUUAUCGGGUCCUGACCUAGAUCCCCUGUCUCCCAAAUGAGUGUAUGGUGAAGGCUUAAAUAAAAUGAGGCAAAUGGUGUGAUUUCAGGGCUCCAGGAGGCUCAAAACCUUUUAGCUGAGCUCGGGACUCUGAGGGCUAAGACAAAGAUUUUCUGGACCACCUAUAUUUAUUAGAUCCAAAACAAAAGAGCAGGGAACCUGAGGAAAGCGGGAAAUGAGCAAAACCUUGGGAGUCACUGCAAAGACUUCUCCAGGUGGUAAAUUAUGCCAAUUUAGGAGAACCACCUUAUGUCCAGGAGGACAUUUAUGGUAGGAGUGCGACGGUAGGAAUAAAAUCCCUUCAGCUGCAUCCUCUAUCUAUUAAUUAGUGUUGGAGCCAAGUGUCUGCAGCUGUGGCCUUAUCCUGCCCUUUGAGGUGUCUCUGGCCUCACAGGCCACUACAGGCCUCAGCCAGGACCAGUGAUUCACAAAGGUUCACUUACUAUGAAUUAGCUCCCACCACCCGGCAGGGGCCGAGGCCUAGGACAGACUCACAGAUAAACAUAGAAAGCCAAUUAGUAAAUUUACAUCCUGCUCAGAGCCACUUCGUAGUGGUCUCCAAAGUCAGUACAUUUCAUGUAUAUUUUAAGCAUUUCCAUCCCCCUAUUUCCCUCUCUUACACUACCUUUCAGGUCACUGAACCAUACUUACCCCAGUUUCACUGUUUUAGGCAUUCUCCAAUACAACCUGUGAUUUUUAUUAGCUUUUCAAAUUAUUCAUAAAUUUAGCCUAGAGUUCUACAAAAACUUGUCUAAUUAAUACAAGUUGAUGUUUCAGAAUACUGGCUAGCUAGACUCAAAGAAAGAAGGAAUCAAAUCCAUGAAUAAUAAGCUUAGAAAAAAGAUCCUUUCUUUGAUCCCUCAGAGCAAUUCAGCAGAUACUCACCCACCCUUUCUCACUUAGAUUCAGACCUGUAGGCUCCAGCUAUGAUCCGUGCUUUAGUAAAUUUAUAUAAGUAAACCUGGGUUUCACUAGCGGAAGAACCUCUGUUCCCAUUCCACUGCUGCUGUGGCACUGAAUUCCUGUGCAGUCUAUAGCUACCCGUGUGAGGGGCAAAUGAUGGAGAAUGAGUGUUUGGUGACCACGACGUGAAGUAAACAUUUGGAAAACUCAACCUUAUGUCAGCUUCCUAUAAGUAGAACUGAGAUGUUUCAUGUUGUAGAUCUCACUCUUGUUCCUAGAAAUCCAUGUCUGUUGAUGCAGGAGGCAGUGAGCUUUGAGGACGUGGCUCUCAUCUUCACCAGGGAGGAGUGGAUUUUGCUGGAUCCAUCCCAGAAGAAGCUCUACAGAGAUGUGAUGUGGGAAACCUUUAAGAACCUGGCAGCCCUAGGAAGAAACUCAGAUGACCUGCGCAUUGAAGAUGAGAAUAAAAAUUGCAGAAAAAUUCCCAGAAAGGAAGAGGAACAACAAACCUGUCCAUGUAAAUUAUGGUACCAACUUCAAGAAAUGCUUUCUCGGACUCCAGAUGCAACUGUGCACAUGACAGUAGCUGGAAUACAACCAGGCGAAAGCAUUUCCUUUUCCUGUAGAAGGCCCCAGGCUGGUCAUUCAUCAGGAGCUGAGCCCACUGUGGCUGACACAGCUCUCAAACCAUACGAACAGUUCAGAUUUCAAGAGAAGCUAUCUACCUGUAACAAACAUGGGAAAACUUGCACAAAACUCCGGUCCUUUCAGAGAUAUGCAAAGUCAAGUCCUGAGGAAAAUCUCCAUGAGUAUAUGCCAUGUGCAAAGUCCUUCUCUGAUUGCACUAAUGAAAGUACCGUUAAAGAGAAACCUGGUGACAGAUCAUCCAUUUUAUCCACCAGUAGUCAAACUGGGGAAAGAAGUCACAGAGAAGCGAAUAUGCAUAUAUGUGGACCACAUGAAAAACAUUUCAGUUCUCUCCACGAUACUCAGACACAUCAAAAAAACCAUUCUGGAGGAAAAACCCAUGCACAUAAACAUGAUGGAAAAUCCUACACUAAAAAUUCAUUGGGUAAUCUUGAAAGAACUCACAGUGGGGAUAAACCGUAUGUGUGUAAACAAUUUAGGAAGUCUUUAAGUAGGAAAGAUAGUUGGCAAAAACAUGAAAAUACUCACAGUGUAAAGAAACUCUAUACUUGCAAGCAUUGUGGAAAAGCUUUCACCACACGUGCUUAUUGUGAAUUACAUGAAAGAGGCCACAAUGGAGAGAGACCGUAUGUAUGCAAACAAUGUGGGAAAGCCUUUAGCACAAAAAGUUAUUGUCAAGUACAUGAAAGGAUUCACACUGCAGAAAAACUCUACGUGUGUAAGCAAUGUGGAAAAGCUUUCAUCACACGCAGUCAUAUUCGUGUACAUGAAAGGAUUCACACUGGGGAGAAACCCUAUGCCUGCAAGCAAUGUGGGAAAGCUUUUGGCAGAAAAGACAGUUGUCAGAACCAUGAAAGGAUUCACACUGCAGAAAAACCCUUUAUAUGUAAGCAAUGUGGGAAGGCUUUUAGCAGAAAAGAUGGUUUGCAAAUACAUGAAAGGACUCACACUGGGGAGAAACCCCAUGUUUGUAAGCAAUGUGGAAAAGCUUUCAGCACAUACAGUCAUAUUAGAGUACAUGAAAGAACUCACACUACAGAGAAACCGUAUAUCUGUAAGCAAUGUGGGAAAGGUUUUAGCAGAAAAAAUUAUUGUCAAGUACAUGAAAGGACUCACACUGCAAACAAACCCUAUGUAUGUAAGCAAUGUGGGAAGGCUUUCAGCUCACGUACUUACUGUGAAAUACAUGAAAGAUAUCAUACUGGGGAGAAACCCUAUGUAUGUAAGCAAUGUGGGAAGGCUUUUAUCACAUACAGUCUUAUUCGAGUACACGAAAGGACUCACACUGGGGAGAAACCCUACAUAUGUAAGCAAUGUGGGAAAGCUUUCAGCAGAAAAGAUAGUUGGCAAAACCAUGAAAAGAGUCACACUGCAGAGAAUACCUAUAUAUGUAAGCAAUGUGGGAAAGCUUUCAACAGAAAAGAUAGUUGGCAAAACCAUGAAAGGGGUCACGCUGUGAAAAAACUCUAUGUAUGUAAGUACUGUGGGAAAGCUUUCAGUAUACGUGCUGAAUGUGAAAUACAUAAAAGAAGUCACACUGCUGAGAAACCCUAUAUAUGUAAGGAGUGUGGGAAAGCCUUUAGCACAAAAAGUUAUUGUCAAGUUCAUGAAAAGAGUCACAGUGCAGAGAAAGCCUAUACAUGUAAGCAGUGUGGAAAAGGUUUCAGCACACGUGCUUAUUGUGAAAAACAUGAAAGGUAUCACAGUGGGGAGAAACCUUACAUAUGUAAGCAAUGCGGGAAAGCUUUUAGCACAAAAUAUUAUUGUAAAGUACAUGAAAAAUUUCACACUGCAGAGAAACCCUAUGUAUGUAAGCAAUGUGGGAAAGCUUUUGUCACGUACAGUUAUAUUCGUAUACAUGAAAGGACUCACACUGGGGAGAAACCCUAUGUAUGUAAGCAGUGUGGGAAAGCUUUUAGCACAAAUAAGGAUUGUAAAGUACAUGAAAGGAUUCACACUGGUGAGAAACCUUAUGAAUGUAAGCAAUGUGGGAAAGCUUUCAAUACAAAGAAGGAUUGUAAUACACAUGAAAGGAUUCACACUGGUGAAAAACCCUAUGAAUGUAAGCAAUGUGGAAAAGCUUUCAGUGCUUCCAGUUGUCUUAGAGCACAUGAAAGGACUCACUCUGACGAGAAACCCUUUGUAUGUAAGCAAUGUGGGAAAGCUUUCAACACACUAGAUAGUUGGCGAAUACAUAAACAGACUCACUCUCGUGAGAGACCCUAUGUAUGUAAGCAAUGUGGAAAAGCUUUCAGCAGAAAAGAUAGAUGGAAAAAUCAUGAAGGGACUCAUUCUGCAGAAAAACCCUAUGUGUGUGUGCACUGCGGGAAAGCUUUCAGCCGAAAAGAUAAUUGGCAGAAACAUAAGAAGACUCACUAUAGUGAAAGCGGGUUAAUGUAAGCAGUGUGGAAAAUCUUUCAGCCAUUGCUUAUUGGGAAAUGCAUGAACAAAAUUAUGCUGGGUAAAAACUUCGCUAGCAAUGUGGGAAAACUUUAGGCCAAGAAGGUAUUCUAAACUACAUUAAUGGAUUCACACUGGGGAGAAACCCUAAGAAUGUAAACAAUGUGGGAAAGCUAGCAAAAUACAUUACUGCCCAGUACAUGAAGACUCACUGCAGAGAAAUCCUAUGUGUGUAAGCUAUACAGAAAGCCUAGUACAUACAGUCAUAGUCUAGUACAUAACAGAACUCACACUGGGGAAAAUCCCUAUGUCAUAAACUGGGGAAGUUUUUAGUAUAAAACAUCAUAGGAAAAUACAUAAAGGGACUCAAACUGGAGAAACCCAGCAUGUGUAGACAUUGUGGAAAAGCUUUCAGCACGCAAUGUUUUUCCAAGACAGGACAGACACACGUCAAAUGCUGUGUAUGUAAGCAAUGUGAGAAUGCAGUCAGUACACAGAGGGAUUUUUCAAAUACCUGAAAAAUUCCUCUUGGGAGAAAGACUGUAAACAAGCAAAAGGCUUCUCUUCAGUAAGAAACAGACAUUCAAAAGGGAGAAUAAAAUCUGAGCAUAGAAAGUGAUUUAUACUGACAUGCAUUGGAUGGGGUAGAACCUUUUCCUGUAAACAGUAAAGCCUGUUUAGUCCAACUUGUAUCACUAAGUACAUGAAAAAUUUCAUAGUGAAAAGGCUCAGAACAAGUGUGAGCUAUGUAGGAAUUUUUUUUAUCAACAGAGAAAAUAUGAAAGAAUUGAAAAGACAUUACUUAUGUUCUUCCAUUCCAAUAGCCUUGAAAUACAUGAAAGAACUUCCACUAAAGGGAAACCCUGGGUGAGCAACAUGAGAAUUCAUCAAUACCAGUAACGUCAAAACCUACAUAUUUAGGAGAGUUAGUAGAAAUACAGAAUGUGAGGAAUCUUCAUUACUACAAGAUGUUUUUUAAACCUGGCGUGGCGUGGCAGAGAAGUUCAUAGGAUGCCCAUUAUGUGGGAACACUGUACUUGUUUUGGUUUAAUCUAUGGGGCGAGUAGCUGCAGCAGUGUCACCAAACGUUCAGGUAACUGACGUAUACCCGUCAGGGUUGCAUUGCGUCUACAGUGAGUGUUGUGUCUACUGCUGGACGUACAAUGGUUCAGCUAUAAUUCUCCUAAUCCUUUGAUCACUUUCUACGUAGUUUAAACCUGAAAAUAAAUUAUAUAAAAGAUACCAGUUAUUUCUCUGGAAAAUACACAUAAGGAGGAGAUAUUCUAAAGUAUAAACACUGUAAACUCAGUCCUAAAGUACAUUUCUGGAUUAAAUAACUUGAAGUUAUUUUAAAAGUGUAUGUUUAAACGUCUAUGUUGUAUUCACAUAAUUCUCUUUAUAAGCAGCAGCACAGGAGAUUAGUAUUUUUUUUUCUUCAAGUAGGUGAUAGUUGUCUUCAUUUUGUGCUGUUAGAGCUACAGGUUAAGUGACUUCUGUUUCUGUACAUGCCAAUAUGUUGCUUAUUUUGUGGGGCUUUUUGUUUCCUUUUGCUCUUAGUAACUGUGCUGUAACAUGACUAAAGCUGAAUUUGCCUCAACUGUUGUCAUUGUCCUCCUAGUUUGUAUUUAAACUUUGCUGCACACCGGGCACUGUUUUAGUAUCUUUCAAUGGAUAUCAUAGAUUAUAACUUUAAUACUAAUAACUUCUGUACAUGUUUUUAAGAGUUCAUCUGUUUCAAACAAUGUGUAAAUCAGCAAUGUUUUUAAAUGUAAGUACAUGAUUACAAAUCAUAGGCAGUGUAUAUAUAGAUAUCAUGUGUCUACAAAAUGAGUUGCUUUUGUCAUUCAAUUUUACUUUUUAGGCUCAUAUUGGUGUGAUUUAUUUUUGAAUUAAUUAUUCAAUAUACCAUCCAAAGAAUCUCUAUUUUUAUGAGUCCCCCACUGCCAGAGACCAGCAGGACCAUGUAUUUUCUCGAUGAAGGCACAAUGUAUUAUAAUGAGAGCCUCUCCACAUUCCUUAAUGAUGAUAUGAUUUGUCUGCAAAAACAUCUCAGGAAUUUUGACCAUACUGAUGUUUGCUUUGAUAGGAUGGUUUCUGUUUUUUAUAAUUAACCAGAUGCUUCGCUCUUUUUCUGAUGCCACAAAUAUCACUUGUAGUUUGGAAAUAAUUUUUAACCUGGGAAGCUCAAAUCAGUUAUUAAAAGAGAAAUUGAGUAA
Messenger RNA from Cavia porcellus (domestic guinea pig), 15333 nucleotides. RefSeq names its product zinc finger protein 791-like. The coding region runs from base 10313 to 13117 and encodes 934 amino acids. The transcript is spliced from 3 exons. The record is from RefSeq and is a predicted model, not a curated record. NCBI's taxonomy places the organism in Eukaryota, Metazoa, Chordata, Mammalia, Rodentia, Caviidae. Gene Ontology annotation, biological process: regulation of transcription by RNA polymerase II. Gene Ontology annotation, molecular function: DNA-binding transcription factor activity, RNA polymerase II-specific; RNA polymerase II cis-regulatory region sequence-specific DNA binding.